Messenger RNA from Limanda limanda (common dab), 710 nucleotides. RefSeq names its product putative nuclease HARBI1. The coding region runs from base 24 to 710 and encodes 228 amino acids. The record is from RefSeq and is a predicted model, not a curated record. The transcript is spliced from 4 exons. Lineage: Eukaryota; Metazoa; Chordata; Actinopteri; Pleuronectiformes; Pleuronectidae.
UCCGACAGAAGGAAGUGUUAGAAAUGGCAUGUCCUUUUCUACGAGAGCCCGUGGACGUAGAGGCUGCGAUCCUCAGAAGGAAUCUCCGUGAGGAACGAUUAUUAAGACCCCGGUUGGAUAUUCUUUCUUUUCCUGAUAAUUUUCUUCACAAGCGCUAUCGUUUUUCAGCGCAAUCUAUCAUUUAUUUAGACCACCUUCUCAGCCCCCAUGUUAACUGUCAAACGCACCGGGGGCAUGCUUUAAGUUCAAUACAAAUUAUUUGUGUGGCACUCCGUUUUUUUGCAAACGGCAGCUUUCUUUACAACGUCGGUGACGCCGAGCACAUUUCAAAGGCAACCGUGUGUCGGUCUGUCAGAAAUGUGACUUUGGCACUGAAACGUUUUCUUUACACGUUUGUGAUGUUUCCAAGUCACCGACCUAUACGAACAAUCAAGGAAGAGUUCUACAGAAUUGCAGAUUUUCCGGGUGUCAUCGGGUGCAUCGAUGGAACUCAUAUUCCUAUUAAAGCUCCUUCAGUGAAUGAAGGAGACUAUGUUAAUAGGAAGUCCUUCCACAGCAUCAAUGUGCAGGUUGUAUGUGAUGCCAGAAAUAUCAUCACCCAAGUGGAGGCAAAGUGGCCGGGGUCUGUGCAUGACGCACGCAUAUUUCGGGAGUCUAAUCUGAGCACUCGCUUUGCCCGUGAGGGUACCCCUGCCAGCCUUGCCUUCUGA